This is a messenger RNA of Brachypodium distachyon (stiff brome), 870 nucleotides long. RefSeq names its product ethylene-responsive transcription factor CRF4. Gene Ontology annotation, biological process: regulation of DNA-templated transcription. The record is from RefSeq and is a predicted model, not a curated record. Gene Ontology annotation, molecular function: DNA-binding transcription factor activity; DNA binding. The transcript has a single exon. Bases 1 to 870 code for a protein of 289 amino acids. Lineage: Eukaryota; Viridiplantae; Streptophyta; Magnoliopsida; Poales; Poaceae.
AUGAAGCAAGAGCAGAUCGACCAAGCUGCCGCGUUCAAAGCAAUGCCGCCAAGGAUCCUCCGGAUCUCAUGCGAAGUCUCAUGCGAAAAAGAUCCUGACGUGACGGACUCCUCCGACGAUGACGUCGACUCGGUGGUGCUACGGCUGCCGUUGCCAGCAUUGCCGUCGUCGUCGGCUGCUGCUCCUGCUGCUUCUGGUGUUAUUGGUGCGGCCAAGAAGAGGAGACCUGCUGAUGCCGGCGGAGCAUCCGGCGUGCCAAUGGCGGCGGGGGUUCGGAAGUACCGCGGCGUGCGGUUUCGUCACUGGGGCAAGUACGCGGCGGAGAUCCGCGACCCACAUAGCCGGGCCCGAGUGUGGCUCGGCACCUUCGACACGGCUGAGGAGGCCGCCAUGGUCUACGACUCCGCUGCGCUCCGUCUCCGGGGCGCCUCGGCGGUCACCAACUUCCCCGCCAUGCCCCCGCCAUCGCCUUCGACCGCCGGAGAUCAGUCCAGCGACGACUCGCAGUUCUCCAGCUCACCGGCCUCCGUCUUCCGCCCGCUAAUACCGCCGCCAAAGCUCGAGCCACUGGCGAAGGCCGCCCCUAAUAAACCGAAUUUUUCGUCGUGUGGCGGCUUACUCGGGGACGACGACCCGUGCUGCGGCAGCGGUGGCUUCUCUACCUUCUUGUGGCCGGAUGUCGAAGACUGCAUGUUCGCCGCCGGCAUAUUACCCGGGGUCACCGACGGCGACGAUGGCAUGUUAUCGCGUCUCGAGGGCUAUGUCACUGCGGCGGGCGAGCCGGUGACUGCGAGCUUGGCUGACCUCGGCGAGCUGCCGAUGUGGUCGGAGGUGGAUGGGUUGUUCUUCAGCGACGACGCGACCACCUGA